AUGAUACUGCUGGUGCUCUUCCUCAUAUCUACAUUGGGUUACAGUAGCUACUGUCCUCGAGGACAGACCGUCACGCUCAGUAAGGCCGGGUUUUAAAUUUUUUAAAUCUUCGAAUUAUGCCUUUUUAAGCGCUUUAAAUAUAUAAUAAUAAGUAUUUUCAAAACCUUUUUUAAAGUUAGCAUAAUAUAUAAAAUACGGUUACAAACCUACUACAAUAUCAACUUCUUAGAUCCGUACGGCCGCUCCAUUCCUUGCCAUUCAAGUUCAGAAUGCCCUGAGGCGUCUGAAUGUUACAGUAAGAGUGGAUACUGUUGUGAAAGUCUUGCCCCCAAACUCACCGAAUGCCCUCAGGGCAUGGCACCGAUCAAAGUUAGUCAAAACAGAGUACUACAAUGUAAAGUGUCCGAAAAGAACUCCUGUCCAGACGGCUCUGUUUGUGUUCCUGGCUCCACGUCUUCUGUAGCACAUUGUUGUAUGGCUGAUCCUACAGAAGGUUGUGCCGCUGGGUCGAGAGUGUUGAGAGACAGUUCUACUCGAAAACCAUUACUCUGUAAUCCACAGACAUUAAGGCAGGCCGACACUUGUCCUGGGGAAGCCAGUUGUCAGUGGAACUUCGAACUAAAACAAUAUCAAUGUUGCGAACCUGAUGACGGUAAGAUUAGGUAUAAAACAUAAAAAAUAUAAACUAACAUUCAGGAACUUUUAUACCUAAAAGACUAAAAAACCAUUUUCAAAACUAAAAAAUAUUCAGGAUGCCCCAGAAGUCACCGUCCGAUGCUAGACGACCAAUCAGUAGUCAGAAUCUGUGAUCCAGGAAAGAAUGUUCAUUGUCCUCGAGGCGGCAUCUGUUGGUACAACUUCUGGCACGGCAGAUUCCAAUGUUGUCAAGCAAUUGUCGAAAGUAAUAUUAACCUUUAGGUGUAAGAUGUUUUCAGGCUUGUGUCCCAUCAACAUGGUCGCUUUCCUCAGCCCAGAUGGUCCCGUGGCAUGUAAAACAAGUAAAGAAUGUCCUGAAAUGUACUCUUGUGAGAAAGGAAUGUGUUGUGGUCAGCCAGGAACUUGUCCUUUGAGUUUGCACAGUCCAGCCAGAGACGAAAGAGGUUCGGAGAUCAUUUAAAAUUACCUUUUUUCAUUUAUUCUUUAUUUUUUUACAUUUUACUUCAAUUUCUUUGAAGAAGCGAGACUUGACGCACAUCUAAAGCUGAGACAAGUCUUUCUUUUAUUUAUAUUAUAGUUGUCCCUUCGCAAAACAAGUAAUCUUUCAUACUGUAUGUUUACAGGACAUUUGAGGCCAUGUUUCGCCCCCAACUUUGUAGAUUGUCCUGGGGAUUCAUCGUGUGAAGCCUCGAUAUACCCCAUGAUGGUACAACACAAAUGGAAACAACAGUUGUGUUGUGCCAAGAGUGUACUAACUUGUGCAGAAGGUGGUACUCCUUACCCGAGCCACAAAGAUGCGAUGCCUUGUGACAAAAGCAAGAUCGAUGCAUGUCCUGUUGAUACCAAAUGUCAGGCUAGGUAUAAAUUUAAAAUUUACAUUAUCAUCACAGUUCCCUUCUUAAAAGUUUAUAAUACUAUUAUAAAAGCUAAUUAAUUACAGUAAUGUACCAAAAACAUAUAUUUGUUGUCGUACGAAGCGACAGACCAAUCAGCUAUGUCCAGCAGGAUGGGUGUUGGAGAACAACCAGCUGAAGGUAAGGUGCUUGCUUAUACCUAUACUUUUAUGACAUUACUUUUUGAUUAUGGAAUGUUUAGUACAAUAAUUUUAGUACUGCAAGCCCACCAGCCACGACUGUCUAAACAGUUGCUUGAUGUCACCCCAUACCCGACGGUUCUUAUGUUGUUCACCAUUGAUGAGGGCCCAGUCUAGACUAAAACAACUCUCUCUAGUGUCUCUAGAUGGCGACUACACAUGUCCGUUGUUCUUUGUAGGACCAGAGAUUCAGAAUCGGUUGGAGAAAAGAUGUACGGUACCCGGUUCCAGAGGAGACUGUAGUCCGGGCUUCGUAUGUGCGACGUCGCUCGAAGAUGUCAACGUAAAUCUAUGUUGUGGGCCUUCUGAUAACCAGAAGGACGAGUCCAACUUCAGAUGUCCGAAUCCUGGUCAAGUGGAAGUUGUUGAGAAUGGCAGAAACAGAUUCUGUGACGCCUACAGUAACGAUUGCCCUAGGGGGUAAGUGAUAUGAUUGUUAUGAUUGAUACGUUAACAAUUAUCAAUAUUUGUAACAAAAUUACUGUAUCUUCUUAUAGUUAACAACGUUAUUUUCUUACUGUAAGAGUGUAUAUUGCUAUUACAUUUGUUUUACUAUGCAGAUCGACAUGUCAUUCCGCCUUGAACUCUUAUCAGAUGAUGAUAUGUUGUUACUCAUCCCCUUCUGAAACUCCUGUUUGUCCUUCUGACAGUCUUCCUCAACCAUCAGCUGCUGCGUAUGUUCCGUGCGACUUAAACAGAGCCAAUCAGUGCGACAACGGGUAGGUUACUGUACUUCAAAGUUAAUAUAAUGUUACAUACACAAAACAAAAUCUUAUUUACACUGUAAAAUUAUUAUUUGUCGUGAAUGCAAGUUCAGGUACUUGUGUGUACCAUCAGCCAACCAGCCUCAGACAGCUAUAUGUUGUUCUCGUAUCAACCCUAACUCGUAUGUCUGUCCAAACCAGCAGUCGCUAUACCUAGUAAGUUACUGUAGUAGAUACCAAAGCAGAUUUAGGAGAACGGUAGGCCUAGAAUCUGUAGCCUCCAACAAGCCAAUCCUUGUCCCACUGGAUUUACAUGUACUCAAACUGUCAGUAACGUUGGGACAUACGUUUGUUGUUCUCUGCCAUCGACUGCAACAUGUCCACCCAGGUAUACUGUAGUUACUGGAGUUAAUGGAGCUGCGGUAUGUUAAUAGACGUUUUAUUAAAAACGUGCAAACAUAGACUAUAAAACGAACUGGUUACCGUAAGAAUUGUAAUUGAUUACAGUAAGAGAUUCAAUUGACUACAGUAAAAACUUUGUUUAGAUCCAUUGUAACCUCAACAGCCCUAACGACUGUCCAGCAGAGACUCAAUGUCUCGAUUCCCCCAACCAAGCCCAGAAUGCUGUCUGUUGUCGGUCUUCAGAUGCCCCGAGAGUAUGUCCGGUAGGAAUGUCAGCACUUCUGUUACCUAACAACCAAGUAGAGAGGUGCACUGGUCCAGGUAGCGCUUGUCCGGUAAGUUUACAAACAAGCAACAGUAUUACGUUUGCACUUUGGAGAUAAUAGGCUGUGAUUUCAGGUAUCUGGCUAUACUUGUCAACUGUCCAACUACCUAAGUGCUUGGGUAUGUUGUGGUAGAGACCGUGAACAGAUUCUUUGUCCUAAUGGUGAUGUACCUUACUCUCAACAGUUAGGUAAUCCACCUUUUAAAUUUUAAGUACUGUUUCUUUUAAAAUUUCAUUUUCUAAAAUUUAGUUAGUUUAUUUAAAUUACUGUACCUUCCACAGGAUCUCCUUUCCGAUGUACCUUAUACGCGUUUCCAAGCGAGUGUCCGGCCAAUUACCAAUGUCAAGUCUCGAGUCAGGCCAGUGCCAAUGUUUGUUGUCCCAGCAACGUCCAGCCUAAUCCUCCUGGUCCCAAUCCCCCAAAUCCAACACCUGGACCGUACCCACCGUAUGAACCGACCGAACCCACCUUCCGACCGCCAACUCCUGACCUGACAUGCCCGGUGGGGUGGAGUCCGUACGAAGAUUCAGAAGGCGCUUACCACUUCUGUCAACACCCAUUAGAUACUCAAUGCCCGCAGGUAAUUAAAAGUUUUGAAUUUUGAACAUUAUGAUACAAAAUAAGCAAAAAUAAGUCUACAGUAAGCGUUAUACCUAGUGAUUUACGUAAUUUAUUUUGACAACACCAAUUACUGCACUUCAGGGUUUCUCGUGCACACAAUCAUCGGUGUCAGGCGUGUUCGUAUGUUGUAGACUGGCCUCUAACCUGAAGUGCGCCAACACCAACUCCACCCCUUACAUCAUCAACAACGCCCCCCGUCUCUGCAGUCUCUCCUCUGCCCUGCCCAACCCGUGCCCUUACAACUUCUCUUGUCAGUCUUCCAACAUUCCCCAGGUCAACAUCUGCUGUCCUUUGACAUACAUUAAUACGAUUACUCGCCCAAUCCAACAAAUAAGUCCACAAAACAAUGGUCAGUCCAACUACUACACGAACCAGAUCAUGUGUGUUGAUGGCAGUAUACCGGCAUAUGUGGGACAACAGAUGCUGCAGUGUAACUACUUGAACACCCCCGACUGUUGCCCUCCAACCUACACAUGUUCGUUGUCUACUCAACGUGGCAUCAACGUAUGUUGUCAUACUACACAGCUACAGACGAUGCCACUACCGUCUUCACAGUUACGGUAAGCGAAUUAGUUACAGUACGAAAUGAACAGAUCUUUAGCCAGAUUGUCGAGUCGAAAAGAAGGCAGAAGUCCGUGUAGUGAUAACGAGAUAGCUGUAGACGGAGUGGACUGCUUCGACUCCCGAGAAUGUCCUGGCUUGUCUAUGUGUAACAUAAGGUCAAAUGAUGUGAGAGGAGACUGUUGUGUGAAGCCACAAUGUCAAGAUGGAUAUGAUUUGGCUAUGCCGACAGAAAUGUGUCACGAUGACAGUGAAUGUCGAGAAGAUAACAUUUGUCAGCCUUUUGGAGAGAUCAAAGGUAACUUUUGACACAAACUUUUACAAUCUUCCAUUUUAAAUUAAAAAACACAUCUUAUUUUGGGAUCUUCUUAUAAUACAUUACGAACACUAGUAUUUCAAAACUCAUGCCAUUUUAGAUUACAAAGUGUGUUGCAAACCAAAGAAACAACCUCGGUCAGAGUGUAUUGGCAGAGAAACACUACGGCAUGCUGGGAAGAGUGUGUACUGUAGAACAGACACACAAUGUCCUUACGGUUACGAGUGUUCAGAAAAGACCUCUAACAAUCAAUCAAUGUGUUGCAAACUUCAGAAUGUCAAUAACAUCUGUCCGGACAAUCGGUAUGAUGCCAGUUUUGUACCAUUUUGUGCCAAAAGUUUGUAGCUUUUUAAAAAAUAUGAGAAUAAAUAUUAUAGACAAUAAAAUGCAAACUUGUCUUGCCAAAAUGAUUCAAGCUAUUUCAGAAGUCCCUACAAAGACUCCAGAGACCUACCAAUGUCGUGCAAAGAAUCAGAUCCUACCUCGUUAUGUCCAGCCGGCUAUGUCUGUAAAAAAGGACCGAUGGGGGAUGCACAUUGCUGUUCAUUGAUAGCGUUCUGCCCUCCGGGGAAGAUUCCUGAAAUUAACGAAGACACUAAUCAUGCCAAGAAGUAA
This is a messenger RNA of Bursaphelenchus okinawaensis, 5295 nucleotides long. NCBI's taxonomy places the organism in Eukaryota, Metazoa, Nematoda, Chromadorea, Rhabditida, Aphelenchoididae. The record is from the annotation of a GenBank genome assembly.